This is a messenger RNA of Schistocerca americana (American grasshopper), 3174 nucleotides long. RefSeq names its product dynein light chain Tctex-type protein 2B-like. The coding region runs from base 242 to 658 and encodes 138 amino acids. The transcript has 5 exons. Gene Ontology annotation, biological process: microtubule-based movement. The record is from RefSeq and is a predicted model, not a curated record. Gene Ontology annotation, molecular function: dynein intermediate chain binding. NCBI's taxonomy places the organism in Eukaryota, Metazoa, Arthropoda, Insecta, Orthoptera, Acrididae. Gene Ontology annotation, cellular component: cytoplasm; cytoplasmic dynein complex.
ACAGAAAGAUCAUUAAUAUUAGUAAGUGGUUAGGUUAUAUCGAUACUAAUAACAUCGUUUCCUUGUAUCGACCCACGAAUUGUCACCAGCGUAGUAUGCUCUCCAUGGUAACCAAGAAGUAAACAAUCAUUGCAGUUGUUUUUGGUGGAGCGAAGCUGAUUUCGUUGGACUGUAAUGCAUUAAGUACUGCUUGAUUCUGUUAUUUUUGCGGUGCGAGUCCAUACUGGACAUUCUUUAGGGAAUGGAGUUUUCAAGGGAAGAGCUGUGUGCACAAGAAACAAGUGCCACAACAAUAACUGACACUUCGGAAACAUAUCAGAUUCGUCCGGAUCUUGACUAUAAGUUCAAGACAACAAUGGUGAAAGAAAUGAUCCAUAGUGUUCUCAAUGAUGAAUUAGGAGGCAAAACUUACAACAAAGAUGAAGCUGAAGUCUGGAUAAAAGUUAUUGCCAACACUCUACGUGGCAAAGUAAGAGAGAUGCCAUUCAAAAAGUACAAAUAUAUUGUGCAAGUGGUUAUUUGUGAGCAGCAUGGAGCUGGUGUGAAAAUUGGUGCAAGAUGUUUAUGGGAUGCAGAUGCAGACAACUAUGCUUGUGAUACAUUUAUUAAUGACACUAUAGUUUGUAUGGCAGUAAUAUUUGCAGUGUAUUUCUAUUGAUUACUUACUGCACAAAAACUUUGAGGCAUGCUGGGGGCAGAAGAUCCGAUUAGCUCGUAGUUCAUUGGCAGCUCAGACAAGCCCCACAUCCUUCUCCCAGGAAUCCAGCGUACAGCUUGUAAAAGAACCUCCCAUGGCAGCCAGCUUACAGCUUAUAUAAGAAAAGAAUGUAUAAUUGGGUAAUGAGUCACAGAAGUCUCAUAAAAAUUGAUGGUGAAUCAUUAGAAGGAGCAGUUACGACAUUGACCAUCACCAGGCAAAACACCGCAUAUGAGUCAACAGUAUUCACGCAAUAGUUACUGAUCAUUACAGCACACAAUACUGUUACAUAGCUUUUGUUGGCAAGAGCUGUAAACAUUGGGGAGCAGCCCAAAAUCAGCUGACUUCCAUUGAUCGUAGAGGGGCCAAGUAAAUGUUUGUGAUUAGUAGUUGUUAUUGCUCACAGCCCAUUUACAUGUAUUGAAGCCAAAGAUAAAUUACACUGAUAAGAAAUUAGGUGGAUCUUUUUGUGAAACUACUACUACGUCUACAUCCAUAUUCUGCAAUUCACAGUGAAGCACACAGUACAGAAUUUCCCAUUAUAACAGUUAUUAGGGCCUCUUCUCGUUUCAUUCACACAUGGAGCACAGCAAUAAUGACUGUUUAAAUGCGUCUGUGAGUACGCUGUAAUUAUCUCCCUACAGGAGUGAUAAGUAGAGGAUUUUAGCAUAUCCCUAGAGCCAUCAUUUCAAGCUUGUUCAUGAAACUUCAUUAACAGGAUUUCUCGGGAUAGUUUGCAUCUAUCUUCAAGUGCCUGGCAGCCCAGUUUCUUCAACAUUUCUGUAACAUUUUCCUGUGGGUCAGACAAACCUCUGACCAUUUGUGCUGCCCUUCUCUAUAGGCUAUACAUUCAAUAUCCCCUAUUAGUUCUAUUUAGUACAAGUCCCACAUACUUGAGCAAAAUUCCAGGAUGACUUACACAAAUGAUUUGUAAGUAAUCUCCUUUAUGGACUAAUUGCACAUCCCUAGUAUUCUUCCUAUAAACUGAAGUGUGCCGCAUGCUUUACUCGAGUCUGAGCUUAUGUGAUAAUUCCAUUGCAUAUUCCCUCAAAGUGUCACAUCCAGCCAUUUGUAUGAGUUGACUGAUUUAAAGCACAUUGCCAGUCUUUACACCACUUUGAAACCUUACCAAGGUCUGACUGAAUAUUUGUGCAGCUUCCUUCGGAUAGUACUUCAUUGCAGGUAACUGUAUCAUCUGCGAAAGCUUGAGGUUACUAUUAAUAUUGCUGCAAGAUAUUAAUGAGUUCACCAGAAAAAAUGUAUACACUCUUUGUCAGGCUCUAUUGAGAUAUUGGUAUUGUCAUUUGAUUUGAGUUACGAGUGUGUUGUAGAAUGGUCUUUAGCUCAACAGUUGUUAGUACUUUCAUCUCAGUAUUGAGAAAACAAGAUGGUUGGAGCACGCUUGACAUUCGAGCAGUGAAAAAGUAUUGUGAGGUGGUUCUUUAUGUUUGAUGAUGAUAAUAAUCCGUGCAACAUCAGUGGAAGUGGGAAUUUCAAACAGAACCACCAACCCGCUUAACAAUUAAAUGCAUCAUUGACAAGUCUGAAUUGUAUGGAAUAAUUUGUGAUAUAUGCAAAGGAAGAUCAGGAAGACAGCGUACAGCUACAAAUCUUGCUUUGUUGGCUCUCUUGUUGGAAACUUUUAUUUAUUCUCCACAGAUGUCUGCUAUGCAAUGUGCGCAUGAAGUUGGGGGUUAGCAGUAAAAGUGUACGAAGAAUUCUGAAAGCUGCAAAGUGGAAAGUUUACAGUCCAUGAUUACUGCACGCAAUUAAUGAUGACAAUCCUGAUCGCCAAAUGCAAUUUUGCGAAUGGUAUCAGCAAAUGGUAACUGCUGAGGAACAAUUUGUGAUGAAGGUAGUGUGGAGUGAUGAGGCACAAUUUAAACUUAUGGAACUUUGAAUUGGCAUAACAGUGUGUAUUGGGCACUGGAAAACCUGCAUGUUUAUGUGGAUGAAGUGGUCAAACUACCAGCGGUUCAUGUGUGAUGUGGAGUAUCAUCUAGGGGCUUAGUAGGACCCCUUUUCUUUGAUGCUACUGUCACUGGAGAAGUGUACCUGGAAAUGUUAUACACAUCAAUUUUGCCAGGUAUACGUGCACUUUUUGGAGCUGAUGAAGAGGUCUUCCACCAACAGGAUGAGGUGCCACCACACUACCAGCUAGCCAUACGAGCCUUCCUGGAUGACGAUUUUCUGGGGCAUUGGGUUGGAUGAAGAGGGCCAGUUGAGUUUCCUCCAUGGUCGCCAGAUCUAACAUCUAUGGACUUUUACUUGUGGGAAACUGUGAAAGAUAACAUCUGUCAAUGUAAGCCACGCACGCUGGAUGAACUUCGCCCAGUACAUUAUAGUGAUGUGUGCAGUGAUCUCCACUGUAACAUUGACUGACAUUGUUGCUGUUACCGCUCGUUGUUCUGUUAUGUGUAUAGCUGCCAACAGUGAACAUUUUGAACAUUUAAAGAAAUCUGGUGCUAAACUGAAGG